AAGGUCCGAUUACCGCGCGCUCAGCCGCUCGCUAAUCGGGCGCUGUGAUUGGUCGGUGUUUUUCGUUAAUAAUUCAAAAGUGAAGCCUCCAUCAACAUUUUUGAAAAGGAAAUUGUUGUUCAGAAUCGUCUCAGCUACCCCCCAUUUCCGCUCCGUACAUUAAUUCUGGGGCACCCUGUAUGUUUGAAAAUGAACUUUUACAAUUUCAACACUUUAAAUAUCUAAUUUUUUGUUACCUUUUGUAAUCUACCAAUGAUUGCAAUGUAUCUAUGACUUUGAAUUGGAACCGACCACACGUCGUUUACUAUAGCUACGAUCCUUUUUUAUUUUUUUUAUUUUUUUUUUAGCGUGGGUGAAAUACAUUACGCACACGGUCCUGCCCGCUCAGCACAGGUUUCUCACUGCACGUGCGCGAGCGGCAGCCAUUAUUGAUAUCGCAGCGCGCAUGCGCAGAAUCCGGCAUCACAGCGCAGAUUCGAAUCAUUUAUACUCACGAUGAUCUAUCAUUCGCAAAGCACGCUUAAAUUAAUGAUCAGAGAAGAUAAAUGUCUCUAAAAAAAUUUUAACAAACAAAAAUACUAAUUUAACAUGCUUGGCAAGCAUAAAAGUUAGAAUGUACAGAUUGUGAUGCAAAACGUAACCUAAAAUAAACAACUUGUUCAUCAAUUUAUUUACUAAUCUGUACAAUAAAUUUGUACAGUAAAGAAUUUAGAAAGAUAUGAAUAAGAAAAUCGUCACUGCGUUUUAUCUGAUACUGAACAUAUUCUUCUCAAUAGUAAUUGUUCUGUUGAAUAAAUGGCUCUAUGUCCACACAGGCUUCCCAAACAUUACGUUGUCCAUGAUACAUUUUAUCAUGACUUUCGUGGGACUAAUAAUCUGCGAGAGAUUCGAUGUCUUUUCAAUAAAAGAUAUAGCGAUCAAAGAUAUGCUGUUGAUCGCUAUGACGUUCUGUGGAUUCGUUGUACUCACUAAUUUGAGUUUGGCGCAUAACACUGUGGGAACUUAUCAAGUAGCGAAGAUGUUGACCACCCCAUGCGUAGUAAUAAUGCAGAUGGUGUUCUAUAAGAAGCACUUUAGUAUGCUUGUCAAGUUGACAUUGAUCCCUAUUAUAUUGGGCGUAGUAAUUAAUUUUUACUAUGAUAUACAGUUCAAUAUUAUUGGAACUAUAUAUGCAACACUGGGAGUGCUCGUAACGUCUUUGUACCAAGUGAUGGUAAAUAUAAAGCAGAGAGAAUUUCAAAUGGAUCCGAUGCAAUUGUUGUAUUACCAAGCACCUCUGUCUGCCAUUAUGUUGUUCUUUAUCGUGCCAUUUCUAGAACCCAUGGAGCAAACAUUCGCACAUAGUUGGUCUCUGAUAGAUAUUCUUAUGGUUGUGCUAUCAGGCGUAAUAGCAUUUUUCGUCAACUUAACUUCCUAUUGGAUAAUAGGAAAAACUUCUCCACUGACUUAUAACAUGGUUGGACAUUCCAAAUUCUGCCUGCUGCUUCAAGGUGGAUCUUUAAUGUUCCACGAAACAUUAGCCAUUAAUCAAGUGAUCGGUAUCACUCUGACCCUGACUGGAAUUAUUUUAUACGCUCAUGUUAAAAUGAGGGAUGCUCGGACUGCGAUACCAUCCUACAAAGAGAAGGAAAGGAAGCCGCUGCAUAAAGUAUAGUUUUGUAUGACAAUUUAUAUUAAAUAAUAAAAGAAGAAGCGAUGGAAGUAU
Messenger RNA from Hylaeus volcanicus, 1705 nucleotides. RefSeq names its product solute carrier family 35 member E3-like. The record is from RefSeq and is a predicted model, not a curated record. NCBI's taxonomy places the organism in Eukaryota, Metazoa, Arthropoda, Insecta, Hymenoptera, Colletidae. Gene Ontology annotation, molecular function: nucleotide-sugar transmembrane transporter activity; antiporter activity. The transcript is spliced from 5 exons. The coding region runs from base 719 to 1654 and encodes 311 amino acids. Gene Ontology annotation, cellular component: Golgi apparatus.